ACAGACUUAGGUUAAAAAAGUUGACUAAGUUUACGGAUUGGAUAUUUUGAGUGUAGAAUUUUGAGAGAAUUUUUUUAAACAGAUAAUUGACUUUAAAUGCAAACAAUAUAAAGGUGAAGGAAAAAUAAAAUGCAGCUGAAUACCGAAUUGUAGUUGUAUGUACAGUAUGUGAUACGAUAAGAGUUACAGUGUUUUCGGUAAAUAGAGAAUUCUGAAGCUAACGGUUAUGCAACGCAUUUCGGCUAGUCAGUUAAAACGGUUCAAUAAUACUUUGAACACUUCGAACAGAAUUAUAAACAGAAUUUAAAAAAAAACACGAGAUGCAAAUGAAUUUUUAUUGCUUUGAUACUCUGGUUGUUUGUGUUGUUCUGUUAAAACAAAGUGUUAAUGUGUAUGUGUAUGCACGUGUGUGUGUGUGUGUGUGUGUGUGUGUGUGUGUGUGUGUGUGUGUGUGUGUGUGUGUGUGUGUGUGUGUGUGUGUGUGUGGGUGGAUUUGGGGGGUGUAUUUGCUAAGGAGGGUGUGUGUGGGUGUGGGUGAAAGUGUGUCCCCUCUGUCAUUGGCUCCAGGUCUCCAGUCACAUUAUGCAUCUCAUUGUGUCUUUGUGGGUGAGAGGUCUAUAAAAAGCCGUGCUGAAGCGAUCCGGUCAAACCAGAGAACCUCCGCUGAGACACUCUCACAUAGACAGAUGAGAGGACGGGGUGUGUGUUCCUUCCAGUUCGGCUACACCAAAGUGUCCUACUGUUCAGCUUUGCCGAGUCGAGUGGCGCAGAGAGGUUUCUGACUGCAGAACGUUGAUCAUUGCUUCAGCUGUGAAGGACGUCUUGUGACCGCCGGGAUAUCCAACUAAAGCUUUUUGUCAAGCAUCUUGUUAUUUUGUUCUGAUCUGCUGAGAUGGAUUCCGACACCGGCUCCACCUGCAGUCGCUCCUCGUCCCCAGACCUCACCGUUGACUCCAGCUUCUUCUCUGGCAAGGUGUUCCAGCAUGCAGAGAAAGCCUCCGACGGAUCCCCAUCUUCUUUGGGGAAACUUCAGAACCGUCCAGAGGUCUCCAAAGCAGACCUUCAGGAGUUGCGCCUCAAGGUUAACAGCCGCGAGAGGAAACGCAUGCACGACCUCAACCAAGCCAUGGACGGCCUCCGCGAAGUCAUGCCGUACGCCCAAGGCCCCUCAGUGCGUAAGCUGUCCAAGAUCUCCACCCUCCUUCUGGCACGCAACUACAUCCUCAUGCUCUCCAGUUCCUUGGAGGAGAUGAAGAAGCUAGUGGGCGAGGUGUACGGAUCCAGUGUGGCUCAAAACCAUGCCCCGAGGCCCGUCUUAGCUCCAUCCCUGCACCCUCUGGCCCAGUCCUUGCACUCCUUAGCAGGUGGAGCCACAGCCGUGAGCUCCACCCCCCUUCAGCACACCAGCAUGCACGCGGCUACAGCUCAAACUCCCCAUUCUCCUCCAUCAGCAGGAUAUCUGGGCUUCCACGCGCCACCAAUCCCAAGCUUACUGAAGGACCCGCUGCAUUUGGCCAGCUCGUACCGGCACUUUCCCGGCAUGCCGUGUCCGUGCUCCCUGUGCCAACCUUUACCCGUGUCUACCGCCAGCCUGCACGGCCUUUCCAUGAGCAAGUGAACAUCUAGAACGUAUCGAAACAUGGACUCAAACUUGGAGCGAAGAGCUUCCCAAUGUUUAUAAUGUAUAUAAUGUUCUGCUCCUCACAAAAAAAACAAAAAUGUUGUGCAUUGUUCCAGGAUCUCAAGCGAAAAAGCCAAAUGUGAAUAUAGUAUGUGAAGUUUUGUACAGUUGAUUUUUUGUACAGUUUUGGACAUGAUUUCCUAAAUUAAAACUUUAUUCUUAUUAAACCGGCAUUUCCUCUUCUUUCUUUUCACCAUCGUCAGCGAUAUACAGUAGACCGUCCCGAGUAGCCGAGUACGGUAUCUCGACCUGGCGGAGUCUUAAAGCAACACAUUUCUCUCUUUCUUCCUACUUUGCAUUUGUUGCUACGUUCGUCACACAACCCUGAAAAAGUUGAAAAGUUUUUAUAUAAAUUUAAAUGAAUGUUCACUGUUUUAAAGUAAAUGAGGAAGGAAGGUGUGUUAAUGAAGCUCAGUGAGUUACGAUGUCAUAACAUCAAGUUAGCACUGCAG
Tachysurus fulvidraco (yellow catfish) is the source of this 2133-nucleotide messenger RNA. It is a transcript of the gene olig4, whose product is annotated as oligodendrocyte transcription factor 4. Gene Ontology annotation, molecular function: protein dimerization activity. The record is from RefSeq and is a predicted model, not a curated record. The transcript has a single exon. Bases 893 to 1618 code for a protein of 241 amino acids. NCBI's taxonomy places the organism in Eukaryota, Metazoa, Chordata, Actinopteri, Siluriformes, Bagridae.